GUGGGCCACCAGUUGGACAGCCCUGCUCUAAAGCAACUUCUUUUGUACUGUGGCCAGAAUUUUGUACUGAGGGCUGAUUUUAAGAGUAUAUAGGUUUUAGAAAAACUACCAGUCCCACUACCUCCCCCUCCUGUCUUCCAUACUUCUUCCUUUUCUAUCUAAUCUAUUAUCUGCCUUCUUCACUCUUUUUUUAUGCUUCAUCUUUUCUCUCUACCCACUCUCUCCUUCCAUUCCUCAUUGUGGUAACCAUAUCUUUAUUUGCUUUGCGUGUGGCAGUUGCAGCUGUACAUGCCCUUUUUUAUGCUGCCACUCCUCAGCCCGCUCUGACACGAAGUUGCACCCAUUGACCCCACGUGCUCCAACUCUCAAGCUUACAUUCCUGCCUCAGUCAAGCGUCGUCCUUGCCACUUGUCUUAUCUGAAUGUGCAGGUCUUUAAAGUGAGCCAUGCACAGAGAAUGGAUGAUUUUUUAAAUCCCCUACCGUCCAAUUUAACCUUACUCACACAAUUCAAAUCUUUGGAGAAGUGCACAAUCACAGUCACAUGUUCGUCAUAUUUGAUCUGCAGCUUUGCAGGCCACAAGACAUCAUCCUGUGCUAGCAGUUGGAUAGCACUGCUCUAAAGCACUAGUUUUAGACAAAGUUGUCCAAAUAUCAACAUCCUUGUAGCUGAAUAAAAGAACCUUGUUGGCUACAAGCUUCUUCCUGAAUGCUCUAUGUCAUAUUCUGCCCAAGUAGUACCUUUUGACACUCCUGGCAGUAUCUUUGUGAUUAGAUCUUCUUGCUUGGCCUUUUGGAUUGAUCCUGACUCUAAGUUUCUGGCUACUUUUCUGGCUUAGUGUCUUUGAUGCAGGCUGCUUUCUGGUUGCUGCAGUUUUAGGCUUGACUUUGUACGGUUCUACUGAUUUGCAGAACCUGCAGCAACAACAAAAGGUUAGAUAUGACAGCCUGCAUAUAAUCCACAAAUCCCAAGCCUUACUUCUCACUUCCCUGGCUAGCACAAAUGCUGCCUUCCUUUGCACUAGUAUUUCUUGUAUUUUGUUUCGCUGAACAACAAAAAACACCCAACACAAAAUACACCAAUGUCAUUAUUAUGCAAUUUCAUUAGAGCCCUCCCCUGUCUGUCUAAGAAGCUGUCUGGACAUUGCAUUUGGAAGGAAUUUGCAACAAGGGCAACAUUUUUUUCUACAAAGAACAGUUGUAGCAUAGUGAAAAGGAAUUUCUCUAACAAUGUAGAGCAGCACUAAAAAUGCCUUAAAUACAAUGUAAUUUUUCCUUCCCCUUGAGUCCAAUCAAUUUGACAAAUGUUUGUCUAAAGUUCACUGUUUUGCAAAUUUUGCCAGUUUUGCAAAUUUUUCAUAAAAAGGGGCCAGGUUUCUGACUGUUGUUAAGAAGUAUUUAUAAAGCACCCACAUAUUCCGCAGCACUGGACAACAGAAGAGUGUACAAAUGAAACAUACAAAAAACAGGAAGUAGAAGAGGAGAGGAAGUAAAUGGAGACUUGCUUAUUACAUUUUUCAGUCUAACAGCAAAAAGUGGUUAAACAAAGGUGUAGUUUGGUUCAGUGCUGCCCUUGGCACCCAACCACUGACUGCACCCCUCUUGGCAGGCAGCACAUGUGUAGUACAGUCUGCACAUGCACUGAAUGGGGAAGUGGGGGUGUCCCUUCAGCUCUGCUACCAGAUAUAUCCAAUAGCUUCUUUUUUAAUACAUAGAUAACUGUGGGCUGCCCCAUAAAUCUGCCACCCUAGGUAUUGGUGCCUAAAUAUAAAUCUGGCCCUGGGUGUGAGAAACAUGGUACGAGUGGCUGUGUCAAAAUCAGGCAUCAGCAAAGUGAGAUAUUUAGCACUGAAUACUUAUUUCAGUAUGUUAAAUAUUCUGGCAAGUUAUUGACAUUGGUUCCAACAUAAAUGCAGAUACCUAUUUUGGUGGAAGGGACAUCUUAAAGGAAAAGGAAAGGGUUAAUCUCUGGGAAGGGGGGGCCCAGUCAUACCCCUGGAAGGUGUUCAUGUCAGCAGAAAACUGCACUGGUUUUGGAUUUCAGGAGGAGCACCAUGGAGUGAUCCUCUUACUGCUUCUUCUUUCUUCCUGCAAGUGCACAUGUACAGUAGAGGGAAAAGCCAAACUUCAGCAAAAAAUGCAGUUAUUUCACUCUACUGCACAUACUCCUGGCCAAGCCCCAAGGGAAGAACACAGAAGAGGAAGAUCACUGCAGAUCAGCUUCUACAGGAAUACCCUGGGCUAGGGCAGUUUAUGGGAACUGGAGCACUGGCCUGUGUUAUCAGGUGGUUAUAAUCACUUAGGGGUCCCUUACAUUUGGCAUAACCCCAGUGAUUAACCCUUUCUUUUUCCUUAAAAAAUGUAUUAUACACCUGACUUAUCCUCAGUAUUAACCUGGCAGUAAGAAGAAACGUUAGUAACAUUUUUGGUAGACAAUAUAUCGUGUUUAGUCAAAGUGUCAAUAUCGCAGGGUUUUCUGCUUGCUAUUAUGCAGAAAGUUGCUGCACCCAUCCUCAUAGAGAGAAGCCAGUAAUGCAAUAUAAAAUCUUGUAAAUAGAAAUGAAUCCUCUAUGUUGUCAUUAUGCAGUCUUUUCAUUUUCCAUAACACUAACUAUGUAGCCAAUAUUUAUUACAUGAAUAUAUACUCAAGUAUCUAUACAGACACAGAAACCUAUAUAUGUUUGUAGUUAGAUAUAAAUACUCUCAGUUGGGUUCAGCAUUGCCUGCCUUUCUUUUUUCAAGAGCAUAGUAAAAGCUUGCUAUUAAUACUUCUCUCUGCCGAACCGGCUACAAGCUGAGAACAGGGAUUCCCUCUUACGUCACUGCUAGGUAACCAGAUAAACAUAGCAAAGACAACACCUUAUAUGGCUAUCUACGUCACAGGAACUCCGGGGAGGCGGGGCAGGUUUCCCCAGUCUGUAUAGCAGGGCAGCUCUUGCAUUAGUAUUUAGAGCCUGAUUUUCACAGGAUAGAGAUAUUCGAACAUCGGCUCCCUGCUUGCUAAAUUUGGGGUUCCUUUGCCUCUCCUGACACGAAAUAUCGGGGAAUGCCUUGUGACGUCAGUAAGGGGGUUGUGCUAUUCCAGUAUAAAUAGGCUCUGUGCUGUGUGUUUCAUUCAUAAAUCUGUAAGCCGAGGUUGCGGGAGCUGCGAGCUGUACGUGUGGGAUUUGAAUAGGAUUCUGGUUUAUUAUACCUUAUUUCUUUUGUCUGAUGGUAUUUCCUGACUUAACGACAAGACCUUCUCCUCUUCACUGUUUUUAUUCUGAUCGCACUUACUGCUGUUUAGCUGUAAUGCUGGAACUUGCUGGGAAUUCCUUAUAUCCAUUAUAUGAAUAGGAAUCUGAGAGAAGCCAACUUUAGGAAAAAAAAGCGGAGCCAAAGACUGACAUUCUGGGGUUGCUCAGAGUAACUACACCCAAAAGCUCUGCCCCUAAAGGUGUUGGGGUGCAUAUAAGAGUUUUGGCACCUGAGAGUAAGCUGUCUGGAAUCCUACUGCUGGGACCAACAGGCUGUGGAAGAACUUUCACAUCAUAUCUGGUUGACAGCAUAGGAGGUAUCCCAUUGUGGAAUUACAUUUUGGGGAGCUAUUACUGCCUGGAUUUAUUGAGUAUUUCCUGACUGGAGAAUCUGCUGCUACCUGUAUUACUGAGAACAAAUUGAGCAUCAUUCAUUUUAUUUGGGGACCUUGUCAUGCAAAGAUACAUAUAGAUGCCAAAGCAGUGAAUGCCCACUGUACUGAGAACCCAAUGGUGAAUGUACAUGUGCUCACCACCAACCAAUUAAUUCUUAUCCUUCUUAUCCAAUUAAUAAUUAUCCUUAUUCAUUUGUAAAGUCCACUUUUCAGGAAUAUUGCAUAUUUCAAAAGCACUUCUAAUACAUCCAUUGCAUCUUGGGGGUCUGUGUCUGGUCUUUGUGACUAUAGUAUUUUUGAAGGGGUUUAAUUAAAAUAAAACAAAACCCCCUAAUAUUACUCCAACUCCUAAACGGUCAUGUACCAGGGAUACGAUUCCUCCAGCUCUUCCCCCUCUGCCGAGUCUCAGUAUCUGUCAUCAGUGGAUUCAUUUGGGAGCCCACAGGCAGCUGGUAUUCCACAGGAGUGUGCAGCAUUAUGUGAUGCCCCCACCUCAUUUGUUCCCACUGUUACGGCCAUUACCAGUAGCCAGGACCUCCAGUGGCUGGUCACCCCUGCUCUCAUCUCUUCUAUGGCUCAGUCCCAACCUACAUCAGGCCCUCCUAUUGACCCGUAUGACCUACCAGGCCCCAGCUAUGCCUCUCCUUCUGGGACAACUUAUGGACACACCUUGACUGAGGCCGCACCAGAGCAAGAGGAGGUACGUCCAUCCCGAGCUCGAGGCAAGAGAACUAGAGAGGAAGCAGCGCUUACUCCAGAGGAAGAAGAGAAAAGGCGCGUAAGAAGGGAAAGAAACAAACUGGCAGCUGCAAAAUGCAGGAACAGAAGAAGAGAGUUAACUGAUAGACUACAAAGUGAGACAGACAUUUUGGAGGAAGAAAAAUCUACGCUUGAGGCAGAGAUUGAUGAGCUACGCAGACAAAAAGAACAGUUGGAGUUUGCUCUUCUCUCCCACCGACCAGGAUGCAAACUGCCCUAUGAUGACAUCGACCUGCCAACUACAGAUCCAAGCACGUCCUAUCCUCAUGGAGCUCUCCUGCCCACCUAUCCAACACAACCGGAGGUAUCAUUCCCUAUCUGUUUGCCCCCACUGCCGGACUCAGACUGUGCCACCAGUGUGGGGUCUUACACCUCUUCAUUUGUGUUCACCUCCCCAGAGGGAGGAGCCUGUGGAGCCCGGUACCAGCGCAGCAGCGGAAGUGAGCGCUCAUCCUCAGACUCGCUCAGCUCCCCCUCACUCCUGGCUCUCUGAGACAUGACCAUCUACCCCUCUACACAUCCUCUGAAUUCAACUCUCCUUCUCUCCGUCCAGCUCUGCUCUGCUUAUCCAAGAGGUGCACAAUUCUGGUCCUCGAUGGAUGAUUAAGAGGUCAAGACAUAAGUAUAUUACUAUCAGUGCUCAGGUGAGUUGCUUAAUGGCUCAGUCUUUUUGACUGGCACUUCAAUGCUGUAUAAUGGAUAUUAAUAUCCUUAAGGCCUGACCAUUUAAUAGUCCUCGAGGACUGGAGUUGUGCACACCUAACUACUCAUUCAUUUGCUGAGUUCCCCUUAAGAAAUGCUUAAACUUUUUCCCUCUUCUUUCACUUAUGACCUUUAUCCAACUAACCUUUAGUCUUUUUUUAGUUCUCCACCAUCUUGACUUUUAUGAUGAAAUCUUCCAGUCUUUUUCUCAAUUACUGUGCAACUCAGUCAGGCAUUUUUUGCAUUACUAGAUUUGUAUUGCUUCAAGUCUUCAAAUUAUAACACCCAUCAAAUUACGCAGUAAUGUAACUUAAGACAGUCAAGCAUCCCCAUAAAAAAAAUCUUUGGGGGGCAACCCACCCUGCUGACAUUCAGUGGACGGUCAAGUUUCAAACAGCAGAAGGAGUUGCAGAGGGGGAACCAUACAGAAGACCCUGAGAUCAUCUGGGCUCUCCUCUCCCCAGGUCCCACCCCAAGAAUGGCAAGGUUUGCUGUAUGGUAGUUACUGCACUGGAUUUACCCAUUAUCACUGAAAGAACCCCACAGAGUCCCUUGUCCAUUAAUAUUUCCCACUACCCCCAUCAUUAUCAUCAUGCAAUCUUCCCCAAACUAUUUAUUUAACUUUGCCUCUCUAACCAUCCUUGAACACAAUGGCCAAUAAUUCCCUCCUAUUCUUACUUGCUUAAAUUUUCUAUAAAUAAUAUUGAAUACUCUUCUUAUUUACCUCUCCCAUUCUCAAUCCUGUACCUGUGAGCAUUUUCUUAAAUUCCAACAUCUUUCUAUGGAGCUUUUCGGAGUAAGACCAAGCAUUGUUAAGAAGGUUUCACAAUCGACAUUCCACUUCAAAGAACAACACACAAACAUCUUCUGCCACUGAGAUCCAAAGGGACCAGAAUCCUUUACUGUAGAGUGGAAUCAUAAAGGCUACAGAAAGUUCUUCACAACUACAAAUGCCAAGUGAUCUGCAAUGGCUUUGAAAAAGUGUAUCAUAUGGAUAGGGGACAAGAGGACAUAUGAGACAUGAAGUGUUGAAGCUUUCUCAUGUGAGCAAGAGUUGAAGUGUUUCUCAGACAUUCCCAUCACUGCCAAAAACAAGAACAUGAAAACUAGUUUAAGUCCUUCUCUGCUGUUGAGACCUGCCAAUAACUAUUUUCCUAAGACAGAGAACAUAGAUCACUUAUAACCUCUCCCAUUCCAACUUAUAAGUCAAAGCAAAGCAAGUGAGAAAAUCUGCAAACUUCUCAGCAUUUCCUGUUAAAUCUUUUUAAUUGGUGAGCCCUUCCAGAAGCCCAGGGACCAGGGUGUAGGUAAAAGCUCAGUUUUAGGUCCAUGUCACACAAGAACUAAAUUUUGAAAUACCUUUUAUUUCCAUAAAAUAAACCACGAGCACUCACCAAAAUAAAUGGGAAAUAUGUUCAAAAUAUGUGUGUUAUAUCUAAAUUAAAAUUAAUUUGGUAUUGCUCUGAUAAGUUGUGUGAUAUGAACCCAUCCUCUGACAAUUGUGGUCAGUCAUUGUCAAUAAGCAGUGUUACUUUGUGCUCUGUGUGUCUAGGUUUCAGCUUAAAAGCUUAUACACAGAUAAAAGGUUUUAUUUCAAUGGAUGAAGAGAUUUUUUUGCAAGUGGUAGUUAGCAAAGAUGUGUUUAUGUAAAUAUACGUUGUAUGUAUGUCUACAUACCCCUAUAUAAAUAGAUCCAUAUACAUACAAAUAAAUGGUAAGAUAUAAAGAUAGCCUUAUUUUUCUAUAUAUUUUUAGAAUAAUGAGCUUACCUAUAUGUAUAUAUAUGUUU
Xenopus tropicalis (tropical clawed frog) is the source of this 6879-nucleotide messenger RNA. It is a transcript of the gene fosb, whose product is annotated as FBJ murine osteosarcoma viral oncogene homolog B. Gene Ontology annotation, biological process: regulation of DNA-templated transcription; regulation of transcription by RNA polymerase II. The transcript is spliced from 4 exons. Lineage: Eukaryota; Metazoa; Chordata; Amphibia; Anura; Pipidae. The record is from RefSeq and is a predicted model, not a curated record. Gene Ontology annotation, molecular function: DNA-binding transcription factor activity; sequence-specific DNA binding; double-stranded DNA binding. Gene Ontology annotation, cellular component: nucleus. Bases 3988 to 4881 code for a protein of 297 amino acids.